Penicillium samsonianum is the source of this 1710-nucleotide messenger RNA. RefSeq names its product glycoside hydrolase family 16 protein. Gene Ontology annotation, biological process: carbohydrate metabolic process; fungal-type cell wall organization. NCBI's taxonomy places the organism in Eukaryota, Fungi, Ascomycota, Eurotiomycetes, Eurotiales, Aspergillaceae. The transcript has 2 exons. Bases 193 to 1293 code for a protein of 366 amino acids. Gene Ontology annotation, molecular function: hydrolase activity, hydrolyzing O-glycosyl compounds; glycosyltransferase activity. Gene Ontology annotation, cellular component: fungal-type cell wall. The record is from RefSeq and is a predicted model, not a curated record.
AUUCCCCCCCGUUUUCUUGAUGUUCCCUUUCUCAACACACUCUUAGGAUCUUGCUGGCAGACUGCCUUCCACUCAUUACCGUGCACUCGCACAUCCACUCUUUAUCGAAUCUCGAGUAGUCUCGAGUCCAUUCCUUUUUUGGACAGUCCAGCAGCAGCACCCUGAGCAAUUGUUUAUAUAUUUCAACCCGCCAUGUUUUUCUCCCGGAUUGCCGUUCUGGCAGCUUUGGCUAGCUACGCCACCGCUCAAACAUCGACUGAAUGUGACCCAACAAAGAAGUCAUGUCCUGCGGAUCCCGCCUUGGGCACCGAACACACAUGGAACUUCAACACGACCUUGGACGAGAAGAUCUGGAAUAUGGCCACCGGAACCUACGAGCACGAUGAUGAUGGAGCCAAGUUCACCCUCUCCAAGGAGGGAGAGUCCACCCUCCUACAGUCCAACUUCUAUAUCUUCUUCGGUGUCGUCGAAGCUCACGUCAAGAUGGCCAAGGGCGGAGGCUUGGUCAGCAGUGUGGUCUUGGAGUCUGACGAUCUGGAUGAGAUCGAUUGGGAGUGGAUAGGAUACAACACUACUGAAGUGCAGUCCAACUUCUUUGGCAAGGGUAACGAUACCACCUUCGAUCGCGGCGGAAAGCACUACGUCGCGAACGCAGACACCGAGUUCCACAAUUACACCACAUACUGGGACCAGGAUAAACUUCAAUGGUGGAUUGACGGCGAAAUGGUUCGCGAACUCAAAUACGACGACAAGGGCACGUUGUUUGGCGAAAACUACCCACAGACCCCCUGUCGUGUCCAAUUCAGUCUCUGGCCCGCUGGUUCGAAAAAUGCAAAAGAGGGUACUAUCGUAUGGGCCGGUGGCCUUGUCGACUGGAAUGCCGCCCCUUUUUCUAUGACCCUUGGAAAGCUGCGUGUUAAAGACUUCCACUCUGGCAAGGAGUACAGCUACGGGGACCGUUCAGGUUCCUGGCAAAGCAUCAAAGUGGCGGACGGAAACUCGACCGUACUGGAAGAACUGAACAAACCAGCGGAUAAGUCUCUGUCAGAGAAGUGGGACGAUCUGGGCCAGGGAGCCCACAUUGGAGUCUACAUUGGCGCCGCCGUCGCCGGUGCGAUUUGUAUCGCAGCCUUCCUGUUCUUCUGCCUGCGCCAGCGCCGCCAGGGCCGUCUCGAGAACGCGUUGGGCAACAACCCGGUUCCUCUUAACCGUGAUGAGAUGCAGAACUUCCAGAAAGACUGGAGGCAGAGUGAGUGGAAGCAGAACGGUGGCUACCAGCAGGUUAACAACUAGCCGGCUUGUCUAAGUACAGACACUAGCAACCCCACGAACUUGCUUUUGGACCUCUAUAAUGAAUAGUUCUGUGAUUCUUUUCCCUUUCGUUUCGCGCCGUGCCUCUUCACAGAUUGGCCGCCAUGACCACAUCAAUUUUGGGCAUCUGUGAUGGCCGACGGAGUCGGAAUAAUGUCCCCUUUCCUUUCGUCCCGGCUUUCCUGCUUACCGUCAUUUUUCCUACUGUCUCUUGCCUCUGUCUCGUGUAUACGCAGAGCCACCAGCUCUGCUCCCCCGUUCUGUUGAUAUCCCUUUUUUGAUCCUCGGAUCACAAUUCCCUUCGUUGGCGUUGUUCAGGUCGCCUUUUGCUUCGUUUGCAAUUUGCCUCUCCAUACAUCCAUGUAAAUAUAUUGCCAUAUAAACCGGGGUUUCUUUCAA